Molecule: messenger RNA, 4692 nt
Organism: Rubroshorea leprosula
Lineage: Eukaryota; Viridiplantae; Streptophyta; Magnoliopsida; Malvales; Dipterocarpaceae
Source: the annotation of a GenBank genome assembly
GUGUUUUUAGCAAAAUUUGAUCUUUUUGCUCUUCAUCCUCUUUCUUCAAUUGUUACAUUUUGGUGUUAAAAGAAAAAAUCAUCUCUAACCUUGCAGGAUUUUCUGUUUUUAAACUUCUUUUUUGCAUUUCGAAUUGGUUUAGAUGUGGGUUUCUGGUUAUUUCUCCAAAGUCGUCUUCUUUCUGGACUCUUAGUAGGUUGUGGAUUUGUUAAUGCUUGAGUUUGGUUGAAUAAUUUGUUGAAAGAAAAUAAAAAAUGAGAAUUGAUGCCAAGGGGGUUCAAGUUUUUCUAUGGAAGACUAUUGGAUUUUCUAUGAACAGUUUCUGGAAAUGUGUACAGAAACAUCCAGUUGUUGCAGGUGUUUUGUUGGUCUUCUUCCUCGUGUAUUUGCUUCUUCCUUCUGUUUUCUUCAUUUUGAUUUUUGCUUCUUCGGUUCUCCUUGGCGCUGCUGUUUUCAUACGGUUUCGUUUCAAUUCCAAAAGACAGAAUGUUGCAGAAGUUUGGAAGAAAGACAGUGAGAAAUUAUCUGGUGAUUCCUUGAAUGAUGGGGUGAAAAGGAGUACUAACCCUUCAUUUCGAAGUCAGAAAAGUGUUCGACGAAAUGUCAGAAAGGGAAACAUAGGGUGUGAUGCACAUGGUAAUAUUAUUACUUUGAUUAAUCCUCUAGAUGAAAUAUUGGGUAGAAACACUUGGUCCAAGGUAAAACACACAAUAGUGAGGAAAAGGGAAGGGAAAACAAGUUCUACUUUCGAUGAUGGGGAGACUUCGUCUAAUAAUGCAACUAAAAAUAUUGAAGCAGGUGAUGGUCGUUGCCUACUUUUUGAUUCUGAACGAUCAACGUCUGAUCCCAUAUGGCAUGAAGGUUUUGACAAGCAGUGUGAAAAGUUUUCUGGUGAUGGUGAGGCUGAGGUGGAAAGCAUGGAAGAAGCAGAGGAAGACGAUGAAGAGGAGGUUCAAGAAGACGGGAAUAAGGUUCUGGAAUGGACAGAGGAUGAUCAGAAGAAUCUCAUGGACCUUGGGAAUUCUGAGUUAGAAAGAAAUAGAAGGUUGGAGAGUCUAAUUGCUAGAAGAAGAGGAAGAAAGUUGUUCAAAAUGGCAAUUGAGAACAGUGUAAUGAACAUGGAUAGUGCUCCUCCAGGUCCAUAUGCUCCAAUUUUUGUUGCAAGAAACAACCAGUUUGAUGAUCUCAAGAAUUUUGAUCAGGAAGGGUUACUUAUUCCUGAUUCUGCCCCUUCUAUCCUGUUACCGGGACGAAACCCCUUCGACCUUCCCUAUGAUGCACACGAAGAAAAACCAAAUCUUACAGGAGACAGUUUUCAGCAAGAAUUCAUGGCUGUCCCUCAGAAGGAUAUAAUGUUUUGCCGACAUGAGAGCUUCUGUCGUGGACCAUUUUUCCCAUUUAAACCCAAGCAUGAUCUUCAAGAUCCACAAUUUGACCUUUGUUUUGGUACCAAGGAAAGGCCAAGGUACUCCACAUUUGGGAUGCAAUCUGAAGAUAAUGGAGUUAACAAUCAUCACAAGUCAUCCAUCAUGGGAAGUGCUACUAAUCUUGUUCAACUAGAGAGCCUAGAUCCUAACCAGGUGAUAAACUCAGAGUCAGAGGAACUCCACCCUGAUGAACUUAGAAUGAAAGAAGGCAACUUGAUUGAAAUUGAUGGAGAGAGAAGAGAAGAUCCUAAUGGGUUGCAGCUAAGUUUGGUUAACGAACUUGAAGUCCAAACUGAGACUGAUUCCAUAAAAGACAAUCAGUCAUCUUCAUCAUCGUCAUCUGAAGCCAGUGAAAUGAUCUUAAACAGAAUAAAAUUUCCUCAGGUGCUUAGUGAUCAUGCACAAAGAAGCCUCGUCCAGGCAGCCCCCCUUAAGAGCCCCCUUAAGAGCACGUCCUUAGAUAGACCUCCAUUUGAUUACAGUCCAACAGCAAUUGACAAGCCAAGAUUCGAUAAUCGUUCAUUUUUCAAUGUACCUUGUCACACCCCUACCUAUUCCAUUGCUUCUGACUUACAAGUUGAAGUCUCAGAAGUUGGCUCACCGCGACUAAUGCCACUGGUGGAUGGAGCUGCUUCAUUUGUUGAUGAAGAUACAAUCACAUAUGAUGCUGAUGUUGACAAGGAUAUCACCCCAGAGAGUGAAGAAAAAUGGGGGGGCUCAUUUUACCAAGAAGGGAGAGAUGGAAAAGGAUCAAAAUCGAGAGAAUUGCAUGAGACUAGGGAAGAGCACACUUUUAAUGGACAUUCAGACUUGAACAAAAAGCCUGAGGAUUCAAUUGUAUUACCAACAGUGUCAGAGAAUAGCUUGAUUUCAUUUUCUCCCAAAACUGAAACAAUUGAAAACGGUCAAUCCUACCCAACAGAUAUCAAUCAUCACAACACUGAAGGUGUGGAGCCAACAGUUACAGAAGUUGAGGUAUCCAGAAUGUCUAAUGUCUCUAACGAGUCAUCUCCUAGAAGUCUGAAAAACAGAAUAAGAGAGGACUUCACAGUUCAUUCAUCUUCUCAAGCUAAUUUCGAGAGGCCAGAGCAAAAUGAUGGUUCGAACUCACCAUUGCAACUUCUGACUCUUAAACAGGAAUUACCUAAACCUCUAGCGAGGUUUGAAGAGGAGGCAAGCAACAUUCAUAAUGUGGAGCCAGUUGUUCAUGCAAAUGCAGCUGAAGUAAUCAGUUCGGUAUCUAGUGAGUAUAAUCCAGUUAAUUCUGAGUGGUGCUAUGAUCAAGGGAUUAUGGCAUAUGAGAAAACGAUGGAAGACAAUAGAAAUUUUGAGUAUAUCAGAGAUAGGGAAGGAGAUCAUGAAGAGCUUACCAAGCAUAAUGUUGGCAAUGAACCAGAGGCAGUUUUGAAAUCAAUACAAGAUGAUAGAGAUGAGCAAAAUGUUCCAGAAAAUAAUGUUCCCUUGGCAGAACAGAGAUUUGAUGAUCCUUCUGCAUCAUCCCUGCAUCAGAGGAUAGGGGUUGAACAGGAUUCUAUCACUUCAGGUUCAUGCCCGUCUCCAAGGUCUGUAUUACUUCAACAGAUCCCAACAGAUCAAAAUCCACAGUAUUCUCUAGAGAAUUUUGUAGAUCACUCCCCCAGUAAUUCCAGUUUCAGAAACAUGGAGGGGCAAUCUGACACGAUGGUGAACUCUACUGAGGAAUCUGACACAAUAAAUCAAAUAAAUGAACUGAAUUUUGAUCACAUGGAAGGAAAAAAGGAUUCUUUGAUCAAAUCAACUGAAGGUAAAUUAAAAACAACACUUAUCAGUCAUUGGGAUGCUGAAGAUGUUUCAAAACCAGAUAAAGAAAGUAAUCCCAGUUUUGGCAAGCUUAUUGAAGUAACACAUGCUAAUCUGAUCGAGCAUGAAGCCAGUAUUAGUCAUGGAAAAUCACAACAUGAAAAUGCUCAUUCAAAUGUACCUGAAGCAACGGCAAAAGAAGAGAAGUUUGCACCGGAAGUUGACAACAUCAACAACAUCAAUGAAUCAGUAGCCAAUCAGAUAACCGACAAUGGCAAAUCAAACCAUGUUGACAUCCAAUGUGAAACUCAAAUGUCCGAUCGGGGAGAGUCUUUGGUGCAACCAUCAAAUAACAGUGAGGCAACUAAUGCAAUAUAUAUUGAAGGCACUGAAUACAAAUACCAAAGAUUAUCUGAGGAAGAAGGUAGUGCUGGCCCAAUAACAAAACCAGCUGGAGAAAGUGAUACUUCAAGUGUCAUAAAUAUUGAAGAGCUGAGAGAGUUGAUCAGCCAAGAGAGUGCCAAGGCCACACCAAAACCAGAUGAAAAUGGUUUAAAGUGCAUUGAAAAUAGCAAAGACAGACCACAAGGUCUCCCUGAAGGUGAUGAAUCAUCAAAACCAACAGAAGCUGAAGCCAAGGCUGUCAACACAGAGACAAAAGAUGGGCAUAUAGUAGAUGGGCAUAUAGUAGCAGAAUGAGGAGAUAGAAAUUUGCCCAGCAGUCUUCUGCUUCCCUAGCAACUUCACUAAAGAGAAGCUGAAACUCUAUCAUUCCAAAGUCAAGCUAUUAGGAACUGAAAAUUCUCAGAAGAUAUCAAUUUUUUCAGGUUACUAGCAUAGAGCUUCAAGUAGCCAAAACACUAACUUAUUUAACUUUAAAGAUUAAGAUUUUUAGUUGUAUAGCAUCAUGGACUGAAAAUUACAUCCAUGAGAAGAGGUUUCUUUUGUGAAACCACAUGGUAGGUGAACUUAUUUACCUUGUCAGAACAGAAAUUUUCUUUUGCUGUUGUAGCUGUUGGUGAAGAACUAUCUGCAGAAACCACUGGUGAUAAUACAGAAAUUGCGAUUCUGGCCCCUCAAUGGAAAUGACAUAAUAAGUUCAGUUGCUCACAGAAUGCCAACAGUGGUGAUCCUGAUGAUAUCUGGAAGACCCUUAGUUGAAGAGCCCUGGAUUUUGGAAAAAGCAGGUGCCCUAAUAGCUCCAUGGUUGCCUUGAAUUGAAGGAAGGAGAAUUACAGAUGUUAUUUUUGGAUAUUAUGACAACUACCAAUGCAGUGUUUUAGAAGAGUUGAAGACUUCCCAAUGAAUGCUGGAAACAACUCAUACGAUAUUAAUUUUGUUUGCCCUUUGGUUUUGAUUGACAUGCAAUCAGGAAAGAUCUGUAGAUGAAAUAAUUUCAUGGUCAAGGCUACCACUGUUGUCAACAUUUUGUAUAAAAAUUAUGGUGGUUGAAUUGCAGCUAUAUAAAUAAAUUUCCCCAUUCAUU